Penicillium alfredii is the source of this 1035-nucleotide messenger RNA. Its product is annotated as aldo/keto reductase. The coding region runs from base 1 to 1035 and encodes 344 amino acids. The transcript has a single exon. NCBI's taxonomy places the organism in Eukaryota, Fungi, Ascomycota, Eurotiomycetes, Eurotiales, Aspergillaceae. The record is from RefSeq and is a predicted model, not a curated record.
AUGAAAUAUGUGCAACUCGGAAGUAGCGGUCUCCGCAUCGCCCCAAUUGGCGUGGGAUGCAUGAGUUACGGAGACCCCGAGGGCCGAUUCAAAUGGUCGAUUCCCGAAGAAGAUGCCCUGCCAGUGCUCCACCACUGCUACGAAUCCGGCCUCAAUUUCUUCGACACCGCAAACACCUAUUCCAACGGGCUAUCCGAAGAGAUCCUGGGCAAAGCCAUCAAGAAAUACAACUGGCGCCGAGAGAACAUCGUCAUCGCAACAAAGCUGUGGGCACCUGUUGGCCGCGGCACCGAACAGCCGCUGGCGAUGAGCGAUGCGGAAAGAGACAACCGGGGCUACGUCAACCAGUACGGGCUGAGCCGGAAGCAUAUCUUCGAAAGUGUCGAUGCCAGCUUGAAGCGACUCGAUCUCCCGUAUGUCGAUCUGCUUCAGAUCCACCGGUUCGAUCCCAAAACACCCGUCAAGGAGACCAUGGAGGCGCUCCACGAUGUGGUCAAGUCUGGCAAGGUGCUAUAUAUUGGUGCUUCGUCGAUGUGGGCUCAUCAGCUCCUUGAAUACAACUAUACCGCGAGGAUCCAUGGCUGGACGGAGUUCAUCUCCAUCCAGAACCUCCACAAUGCUAUUUACCGCGAGGAGGAACACGAGAUGUAUCCUGCGUGCGCCAAGUUCGGGAUGGGUGGUAUCCCCUGGAGUCCUGUCGCAAUGGGGUUCCUGGCUCGGCCCUGGCGGGAUUUUUCCACUACCACACGAGGCGCGGGACAGGGCCAGGGCUUCCUUGGUCAGCCCACUACAGAGACAGACCGCAUGAUCAAUGAACAGAUCGAGAAGAUUGCCAACCGGCGGGGAGUUUCCAUGGCGACUGUGGCGAUUGCUUGGUCUUUGUCGAAGCCCUUUAUCACGGCUCCGAUUCUGGGAAUGAGUAAGAAGGAGAGAGUCGAUGAAGCCGUGCAGGCUAUUUCCUUGGAACUGGAUCCUGAAGAGCUGAAGAGCAUUGACGAUUUGUACGCACCCAAGAAGGCGAUGGGCCAUCAUUGA